AUGGCCGACCCCAUCAUGGACCUCUUUGACGACCCCAACCUAUCGUCAUCCUCAAAGCCCCGCCCCCUGCCGGGGGAGGCCCCGCCCCCGCGGCCGCGCCCAAUUGGCGGCAAAGUCACCUUGGCCAAGGUGUUGGCCCCGCCCACCGUGCGGGCGGGGGGCGUGGCUGCGGCGGCGGGGGGCGUGGCCGCGGCAGCAGCAGUGGGCGUGGCCUCGGCGGCAGGGGGCGGGGCCAGGCAGGUGAAGCAGCUGCUGCUGCAGCCCCUGAAGGCGGCGACGUCAGGGGGCGGAGUCACGGCUGGGGCCACGCCCCUGAAACACCUGGGGAGCCUGGGGCCCGCUCAGGGCGAGUCCAAGCGCAUCACGCUGGUGCUGCAGCAGACCCCCGGCCCCGGCGCCACACCCGGCCAGCGCCACGUCGUCCUGGGCACGCUGCCCGGCAAGCUCCUCCUGCAGGGCGGGGCCGCGGCCACGCCCGGCGCCACGCCCAAGGCCGCGCCCGGCGCCGCCCCGGCCAAGGUGGUGACCAUCCAGCUGCAGGUGCAGCCGCCGGCCGCGGCCGGGCAAGGGGGCGGGCAGAAGAUCCAGCUGAUCCAGCCCGGGGCGGGGCCCGUGGGCGUGGCCCAGGUGCCGCAGGUGGUGGGCGGGGCCGGGCAGAGGCUGACGGUGCCGCUCAAGGUGGUGCUGCAGCCGCAGGCCGGCUCCUCGUCCGGCCCCGCCUCGUCCGGCCUCUCGGUGGUCAAGGUGCUGGGCGGCUCCGAGAUGACCACACUGACCACCACCCCCACGCCGUCGCCGCGCGCGGGCGGGCCGGGCGCCGCGGACGAGAGCCGGCGGCUGGAGCACCAGAAGAAGCAGGAGAAGGCGAACCGCAUCGUGGCCGAGGCCAUCGCGCGCGCCCGCGCCCGCGGCGAGCAGAACAUCCCGCGCGUGCUCAACGAGGACGAGCUGCCCAGCGUGCGGCCCGGAGAGGGCGAGCGCAAGCGCCGGCGCCGCGAGCGGCCCGCCGCCAAGGAGGAGCGCCCGCGCCGCGGCAAGGGGCAGCCCCGCGGCAAGGCCCGCGCCAAGGCCAGCACCAUCACGCCGGUGGUCAGCAAGAAGCGCAAGCGCAACGCCAGCUCGGACAACUCGGACUCGGAGGCGCUGCCGGCGCCGUCCCCGCGCCAGGACGACGACGGCGGGGGCGGGGGCGGGGGCGGAGUCCAGAAGCGCCGCUCGAACCGGCAGGUGAAGCGCAAGAAGUACACGGAGGACCUGGACAUCAAGCUGACGGACGACGAGGAGCUGGACGAGGAGCUGGACGUGACGGGGCCGGCGCGGCCGGAGAGCGCUGACCACGAGCGGCCGCCGGCGCCCGGCGCGCUGACCGCGGACGGCGAGGGCGCGGACGCGGCGCUGCCCUCCAUGCAGUUCUUCGUGGAGAACCCGAGCGAGGAGGACGCGGCCAUCGUGGACAAGGUGCUGUCCAUGCGCGUGGUCAAGAAGGAGCUGCCGUCGGGACAGUUGGUGGAGGCCGAGGAGUUCUUCGUCAAGUACAAGAACUACUCGUACCUGCACUGCGAGUGGGCGACGAUCGCGCAGCUGGAGAAGGACAAGCGCAUCCACCAGAAGCUGAAGCGCUUCAAGACCAAGAUGAACCAAAUGCGGCAUUUCUUCCACGAGGACGAGGAGCCCUUCAACCCCGACUACGUGGAGGUGGAUCGGAUCCUGGACGAGUCGCACAGCGUGGACAAGGACAACGGCGAGCCCGUGGUGUAUUACCUGGUCAAGUGGUGCUCGCUGCCCUACGAGGACAGCACCUGGGAGCUGCAGGAGGACGUGGACGAGGCCAAGGUGGCCGAGUUCAAGCGGAUCCAGGCGCGGCACCCCGAGCUCAAGCGACAGCCCCGCCCCCAGGCCGGCGCCUGGAAGAAGCUCGAGGCGUCGCACGAGUACAAGAACCACAACCAGCUGAGAGAGUACCAGCUGGAGGGCGUCAACUGGCUGCUCUUCAACUGGUACAACAGGCAGAACUGCAUCCUGGCGGACGAGAUGGGGCUGGGCAAGACGAUCCAGUCGAUCGCCUUCCUGCAGGAGGUGCACGGCGCAGGUGUGCGCGGCCCCUACCUGGUGAUCGCGCCGCUCUCCACCAUCGCCAACUGGGAGCGCGAGUUCGGCACCUGGACGCACCUGAACACCAUCGUGUACCACGGCAGCCUGGCCAGCCGGCAGAUGAUCCAGCAGUACGAGAUGUACUGCAAGGACGGCAAGGGCCGGCUGAUCCCCGGCGCGUACAAGUUCGACGCGCUGAUCACGACGUUCGAGAUGAUCCUGUCGGACUGCCCCGAGCUGCGCGAGGUCCAGUGGCGCUGCGUGGUCAUCGACGAGGCGCACCGCCUCAAGAACCGCCACUGCAAGCUGCUCGACAGCCUGAAACACAUGGACCUGGAGCACAAGGUGCUGCUGACGGGCACGCCUCUGCAGAACACGGUCGAGGAGCUCUUCAGCCUCCUGCACUUCCUGGAGCCCUCGCAGUUCCCGUCCGAGGCCGAGUUCCUCAAGGACUUCGGGGACCUGAAAACGGAGGAGCAGGUGCAGAAGCUGCAGGCCCUGCUGAAGCCCAUGAUGCUGCGGCGCCUCAAGGAGGACGUGGAGAAGAACCUGGCGCCCAAGCAGGAGACCAUCAUCGAGGUGGAGCUGACCAACGCGCAGAAGCGCCUGUACCGCGCCAUCCUGGAGAGGAACUUCGCCUACCUGGCCCGGGGGGCGGGGCACGGCAACGUGCCCAACCUGCUCAACACCAUGAUGGAGCUGCGCAAGUGCUGCAACCACCCCUACCUCAUCAACGGUGCGGAGGAGCAGAUCGUGGCCGAGCUGAGGGCCUCCCUGCCCGCGCUGCCGGGCCCCGAGCUGGCGCUGCAGGCCCUGGUGCGCUCGGCCGGCAAGCUGGUGCUGCUGGACAAGCUGCUGCCCCGGCUGCGCGCCGGCGGCCACAAGGUGCUGGUCUUCUCGCAGAUGGUGCGCUGCCUGGACAUCCUGGAGGACUACCUCAUCCAGAAACGGUACCCGUACGAGCGCAUCGACGGGCGCGUGCGGGGCAACCUGCGCCAGGCCGCCAUCGACCGCUUCAGCCGGCCGGACUCGGACCGCUUCGUGUUCCUGCUGUGCACGCGCGCCGGCGGGCUGGGCAUCAACCUGACGGCCGCCGACACCUGCAUCAUCUUCGACUCGGACUGGAACCCCCAGAACGACCUCCAGGCGCAGGCGCGCUGCCACCGCAUCGGGCAGAGCAAGGCGGUCAAGGUCUACCGUCUGAUCACGCGGAACUCGUACGAGCGCGAGAUGUUCGACAAGGCCAGCCUGAAGCUGGGGCUGGACAAGGCCGUGCUGCAGAGCAUGAGCGGCCGCGAGGGCUCCAUCCCCGGGAUCCAGCAGUUCUCCAAGAAGGAGAUCGAGGACCUGCUGCGCAAGGGCGCCUACGCCGCCAUCAUGGACGAGGACGACGAGGGCGCCAAGUUCUGCGAGGAGGACAUCGAGCAGAUCCUGCUGCGGCGCACCACCACCAUCACCAUCGAGAGCGAGGGCAAGGGCUCCACCUUCGCCAAGGCCAGCUUCGUGGCGUCCGAGAACCGCACGGACAUCGCGCUGGACGACCCCAACUUCUGGCAGAAAUGGGCCAAGAAAGCCGACCUGGACCUGGAGCUGCUCAACAGCAAGAACACGCUGGUCAUUGAUACUCCUCGGGUCCGGAAGCAGACGCGCCAUUUCAGCACGCUGCGCGACGAUGACCUGGUGGAGUUCUCGGACCUGGACAGCGACGAUGACCUCGAGCGGCCGGAGCGGGCCGGGGGCGCGCCCAGGACGCGGCGCAGCGGCCACCACCACCACGGCCACCACCACCAUGGUCACCACCAGCAUGGUCACCACCAGCAUGGUCAGCAUGGUCAGCAUGGACAGCAGCACGGACAGCACCCCCAUGGUCAGCACGCGGCUCCGGCCGCUCCGGCCGCUCCGGCCACAGCGCCGUUCGCCAGGAGCGACUGCGUCAGGGUGGAGAAACACCUGAUGGUGUACGGGUGGGGCCGGUGGCGUGAGCUGGCCGCCCAGGGCCGCUUCAAGCGCCGUCUCUCGGAGCGGGGUGAGAGCCUGGGCCGGGCCAUCGUCCUGUUCUGCCUGCGGCACUUCCGCGGCGACGACGGCACGCGGGCCUGGGCGUGCGCCCUGCUGAGCCCUGGACACAAUAACGGCCGGGCACGGACGGCCCUGGGGGUCGCCGGCGCUGCCGCGGGGCCGCAAGGGCCGGAAGGCGCCGAAGCUUCCGGAAGGUUCCGCGGGCGCCGAGUGCUGCUGCAGGACGAGGGCUACCGGAAGCACCUGCGGCACCACUGCGGCAAGCUGCUGCUGCGCAUGCGCGCCCUGCACUUCCUGCGGCACGAGGUCAUCGGCGACGAGGCCGAGCGCGUCCUGGCCGGGGCCAGCGCCAGCGACGUCCACAUCUGGUUCCCGCCGCUGGAGCAGCCGGAGCCGCCCUCCGCCUGGUGGGACCCCGAGGCCGACAAAUCGCUGCUGAUCGGGGUCUUCAAGCACGUUGCCGCCGCUCUGGACGAUGAUCUGGGUAAUUUUUGCUGA
Melospiza melodia melodia is the source of this 4608-nucleotide messenger RNA. Its product is annotated as chromodomain-helicase-DNA-binding protein 8-like. Gene Ontology annotation, biological process: brain development; negative regulation of canonical Wnt signaling pathway; digestive tract development. Lineage: Eukaryota; Metazoa; Chordata; Aves; Passeriformes; Passerellidae. Gene Ontology annotation, molecular function: ATP-dependent chromatin remodeler activity; chromatin binding; ATP binding. Gene Ontology annotation, cellular component: nucleus; MLL1 complex; chromatin. The record is from RefSeq and is a predicted model, not a curated record.